AUGUGCAGGCAUGGGUUCCAGCAUGUUCUAGAUGUGGUGGCUCAGCUGCUGCGAAUCCUGAAGGCCGGGGGCGAGGAGAAAGUGGUAGACAUGGACAACCUGCUCAAGAGAGAGGCUCUGGAUGUCAUUGGAAGGGUGGGUUUUGGGUAUGACAUGGGGGCGACAAAGGCGUUGGAGGGGGGAGAUAAUGCGCAGCAUGCGCUGGAAAUUGCAGACGCGGCCGCUCUGGAGGUUGAGAUGCGCUGGGCGGAGCCCUACAGGCAGUACAAGUGGUGGAGCAAGGGAGUGAGGGAGGGAGUGGCAAACCAGGGGAAGUACCACGCUCUCAUGCGCAACUUGCUGGCGGACGUGAAGGCGCGCGCAGCUGCCGGGGAGCUUCUUGACAGCUCCGUGGCGGGCCAUCUGCUUCGCCUCCGGGAUCCCAAGACGGGGAAGCAGCUACCGGAUGAGCUGCUGCUGCCAGAGAUAGCAACCUUCUUCUUCGCCGGGGAGGACACCACCAGCCACACCGGCGCAUUCACCCUGUACUGCGUGUCACAGCACCCGGAGGUGGAGGCCAAGAUAGUGGAGGAGCUGGGAAACCAGGGGCUUCUGGCCACGGCAGAUGCGCCGCAGCCGCGGCCUCUGCAGUAUGAGGACCUCAGCAGGCUCACCUACCUCAACCUCGUCAUUAAGGAGGCCAUGCGCAUGUAUCCAGUGGCCGGAGGGACCGUGCGUAUGCCCAAGAAGGAUGUGCUGCUCGGCGGCAAAUACCUCAUCCCCAAGGGCACCACCGUCUUCCUGCCACUGCACGCCAUCCACAACUGCCGGGCCAACUAUGAGGAGCCGGACAAGUUCCUGCCGGAGCGCUGGCUGGAGCCUGGGGCAGAAUACGCGCGGCCUAGGGGCGCUGCCGGUGGCGUUCCCUCUGGCCAGGGCGGCGAAGCUGCCUGCACAAAUGGGCACGUGGAGGGCGGCAGAAAAAUGCAUGAUUCAAGUUCUGGGAGCACCGACGGCCGCGCGCGCCGCUUCCUGCCGUUCAUGGAGGGUCCCCGCAGCUGCGCAGGCUUGGCGCUGGCCAACAUGAACCUGACUGCCACGCUCGCGCUCCUGUACGGCCACUUCUCAUUCCGCCUUGCCGACGAGAUGGGGGGUCCGGAGGGUGUGAGAGCGGGGGAGCAUCUGACUGUGACCAUGUCCUGCGAUAAAGGCAUGAAGAUGCACGCUAUCUCACGUUCAGCCUGAUAUACACAGCAGCACCAAGGAGGACUGCACAUUUCUUGAGCGUCAUUUGGAGUCGCCAGAGGCAGCUGCUUGAAGCUACAGCUCGAGGUGCAGAUCAAGACGGGUCAGAGUCGCUAUCAGGAUUGCAGGUGUACACCAUGAUAGAAUAGGGCAAUGCAGGAUCCUGUUGCAUUUCGAAAGAAGAGGCGCGUUUUCUUAGAUCUCUCAGACGCUCAAAUGAGUGUCUUCAUGCUGCCAUGCCUUUGUUGCUGGCCAGCUCUGCAGAUGCUUGAUCAUAUGCAGCACAUGCAGAUUGCAAGCUUAGAACCAGGGCGCCUAGGGGAUGUCAUUAUUACAGGAAGCUCCGUUAGGCUUGAUUGCAAAUACAAUCAUAUUUUUCCGCAGGACUUUGUCUUGCUUCACUUGAUGACCAUCAAGAUGAUGUGAUUGCUGCAACAUCAGAUGCUGGAGCACGAUUGUAUUUGCUUGAUACUUAUAGCUGUCAUAAGCAAACAGAAAAACUCAUGCAGGUUCCCUUGAACAGUGAGCAAUGUACAUAAGUCAGAGCUAGCGUCGAUAUUCAUUCCCCAAUCUUUGUGUCUUGUAUAAUUGUUCAGAGCCUCUGCAGUCCAGUCCUCCCAUCUUGUCACACUUGAUCUCACAGUUAUGUAACGCCAUGCAUUGCUGC
Messenger RNA from Coccomyxa subellipsoidea C-169, 1891 nucleotides. RefSeq names its product cytochrome P450. The transcript has 10 exons. Gene Ontology annotation, molecular function: iron ion binding; heme binding; oxidoreductase activity, acting on paired donors, with incorporation or reduction of molecular oxygen. Bases 1 to 1224 code for a protein of 407 amino acids. Lineage: Eukaryota; Viridiplantae; Chlorophyta; Trebouxiophyceae; Coccomyxaceae. The record is from RefSeq and is a predicted model, not a curated record.